GGCGGAAACUGGGCGCGGAAUCACGUGCUCAAGGAGGAAAGCAGAAGUGCAGGCCGAUCUGCUGUCUGUGUGUGAUUUCAGGGUUCGGUACCGGCCAUGGCUUCGAUCCUGGAGGAGUACGAGGACUCCCUGUCCCGACCGAACUUUCCUAGCCAGGUCCGGACCCCAGAAAUCCGCCAUUCCGGUAAUACUGAGCUGCAAAGGGUUUAACAGGGGUAAAGCAAUACCCAUCAAACUGGCUAGUUAUAAUUAGUGAAAGUUAGGGUGACUGAUAACACCUCCCUCCACUGUGUAGUAUACCUGAAACCCCCACAAUGCGUGGCCAGCCUCAAGGCUGCCAGAAUAUGAUGGGAGUUGUGCUGCAUCUGGUUGUGCAGUGUGGCUGUCACAGCAGAAGAUCGGUGAUUGCUAGUAAUAGUUGCUGUUAAUUUUGCCCAGCCAGCCAUUUGUCUGGGAUGGGGAGCUAAAGUAUAUUAUCCAACAGGGCAUUGUACUAAAAACCAUAGCAUGGAGAAAAAAAGGGGGUUGGAGUAACCCAUUUAGCAGGCUGCAUAUGUGGGACAUGACAGGCACAUCAAGAAUGGUCAAAAAUUAUAUUGCAUUGAUUUUCACAUAAUAGGAAUGAAAUAGGCUAGUUUUGGAGUUACUUGACAGGGGAAUUAGAUUUCUAGCCUACUGAGGUAUUGUGCAAGUGAAAACCUGGUCUGCUCACCCCUCUGUCUUACAAACAAUUAUGGAUCAUUGUGGUGGGUGGGCGAUAGAAUUGAGUGCAUUUAGAAGUUAUUCUUACCCCCUUCAUUUUUCUAUAAACCUUGCAGCCUUGUUGCUAUAGUUGUUUACAUAACCCAUAAUGACAAAGCAAAACAUUUUGGACACCAAGCAUAUUUGCAAGUUUAUUAAGCAGACAAAUUACAUUCAGAUAAGUAAUUUAACCCUUAAAUGGUUAUGCCAUUUACAUGAUUUAAAGUGGUCAUGAUGCCUGGAGUCUGUAUAUGCUGCCUUUUACUUUGAAAUGAUGCACAUAGAGUUUAAAGGACCACUAUGGGCACCCAGACCAUUUCAGCUUAAUGAAGUGGUCUGGGUGCCUGGUCCAGCUAGGGCUAACUUUUUUUUUUUUUAAAGACAUAGCAGUUUCAGAGAAACUGCUAUGUUUACACUGAGGGUUAAUCCAGCCUCUAAAGCCUCUAGUGGCUGUCUCAUUGACAGCUGCUAGAGGCGCUUGCGUGCUUCUCACUGUGAAAAUCCCAGUGAGAAGACGCCAGCGUCCAUAGGAAAGCAUUGUAAAUGCUUUCCUAUGAACUGGCUGAAUGCACGUGCGGCUCCUGCCGCGCAUGCGAAUUCAGCCGAUGACGUCGCUAGGAAGAAGGAGAGGAGGAGGAAAGCUUCCCGCCUGGCGCUAGAGAUAGGUAAGAUUUUAACCCCUUCCUCUCCCCAGACCCCGGCGGGAGGGGGACCCUGAGGGUGGGGGCACCCUCAGGGCACUAUAGUGCCAGGAAAACGAGUAUGUUUUCCUGGCACUAUAGUGGUCCUUUAAACCCUCUACUGCUAGAGGUGUAACUUCAUCUCGGUAGUGUCAUUGAGGUAUUAUCAGCCAGUCCAGAAGUAGGAUUCCAUGCAGGCCAAUAUCAAUUCUUAACUAUCAUUGUCGGACUCGGUCAUUGGCUGAGUUGUCAGUUGACACUCUCGGCCUAUAAAUGGCAGCAGCUUCUGUGGCUCUGCAAAAGACAAAAGUGUGUCCCCAGACCACCAGGAAGCAUCCAAAAGGUGGACCAGCCAGGGUAUUCCUGGCAUCAUAACCUGGAACUUAGUACUUAGCUGAAGUUUGGCAGAGAUUACAAACAUAAGUCAUUUUAUGUAAGUUUGGCACAUGAUGAAUUUACCACAGGAUGACUACAAUCAAAGGUUAAUCAGAGAAAUGGGAUGCAUCAGAAUAUCAAGUAUGACUGCAAAGGGUCUGAAUACUUAUGUCAAUGUGCCAUAAAUCAGUGUUUUGGUUUUUUUCCAAAAUAUUUUUUUUUUGCUUUAUCAUUGUAGGGUAUUGAGUGUAGACUGCAUCAUGGGAAAAAAAACAAAACAAAAUGGGGUCUGAAUACUAUCUGAAUGCAAGGUUUAUAUUUAUACAUGUGAUAAACAGUACUUUACUGUAUCUAUCUUUAAUCUAUGGUUUGCAUUUUAGGCUAUAUCAAUGCUCGUCUAGAAAAAGAAACCCCUAUAUUUAAUAAGCAGAGGAUUGAUUUUACACCACCAGAGAAUAUUAACUGUCUUGUCGUUUGCAAUAACCAGCUUUGUAUGAGCUUGGGUAGAGACACAAUUCUCAGGUAAGAGUUUUGUCUAAAUAUCCUUUUGUAUUUUUAGUGCAUUUGUUUACUUGUAAAUACACUUUGUACACGGUCCAGUGAUUUCUGAAAAGCUUCAUCUGCUGUUCUGUUUUUCACUUACAAGCUAACAUUAUCAUCUUCCGCAUGGAUUCAUACAUACAGUUUGUAGCUGUAGAGAUUAUAAGUGCCCCUUUAAUUGUUUAUGUAAUGUGAAAUCCCCAUGUAUACAGAUUUAAAAACUACUGUAUUGAAAGAUUAUCUCUGCAGUAUGAACUUAUACUUUUCAUCAUGCUAUUUGCAACCAACCAUAUUUUUUUAUGUGUUUGUUUAGAAUUGAUUUGAUAAAGGCGGACCAACCCAAUCAAGUGGACUUGGGCCGUAAAGACGAAUCCAGAGUCCAUAAGCUUUUUUUGGAUCCUACAGGUAAGAUACACUGCAUCACAUCACCUGCACUACCUGUCCUACAUCAUUAAGACAAUGAAGAUUUCAACCGUUUUAAAUCUUUCUUUUCUUUGGCUAUGGUUGGACCUUUACUGAUCAAUUUAUACAAAUGUAUGACCUAGUAAUAGUUAUAGUGCAAUUGGUAAAAUAUUAGAAUUGGAAUGUGUGUGAUUUUUACUUAAUUAUUUUUCCUUCUUCACAACUAAUUAAUAAAUGUAUUACUUGCAUUAAUACACAUUUUAUUAAUGUUUAGCUUUAUGACUGACAUACCUGCAUUUUAUGAUGUUGGAAAGAUUAGUAGGCGUGUGUCCUAAUGAGGGCCUAACUCAGGAGUGCCAAAAAGGUAGAUCCCCAGAUAUUUUAAAACUACAAAUUUCAUGAUGCUUUGUCAUUCUAAAGACAUGCAAAGCAUCGUGGGAGUUGUAGUAAUACAUCUGGGCAUGUACCUUUUGAGCACCCCUGGCCAAAAUCGACAAAAAGACAUGGGAGGCAUAUAAUCAUAACAUGUUUUUGGUUAUAGUGUUAAACCAACCUUCACAAGCACUAAAGACUGUUGUUUUACUAGUGUGUAGGUGCUGUACAUGACUAAAUCCAUUUGUUUUCCUUUUUUUAUAUCCUUUAAUAAUCCUAAAAUAGCACUAUAGCUUACUUUAGUGGUUAUGGUGCCAGGAGUGUCCUGAUGCUCUCACCCAAUGUAUACUAUUACCCACCCCCAAUAGGAUAAUAUUUAAAUAAAGGUGCAUGCUGGCGUGUGGGUUACUAGAGUAUCUUCCCCAGUAGCCUUACCCACAAAUUAACUUCUCUUAUCUUAUAAGAUCUGUUGAUUAUCAGCACAAAAAUGUUGCCCUGGUAUAUGGUGGGGCUAAUGCCCACAGCUCCUUCAACUUGACUCCACUCUAAAUAGGGACUUCAAUGAGACAGAUAUACGGCAGUCAUAUUUAUUAAAAUUAAACAUUAAAAUAAUUGGCCCUGUAUAAAUAGCACCAUUUCUGUCUUCCCAUUAGGCUCUCACCCAAUGAGCUGGCUCUGCACAACAGGGUGUAGUUCAGUGGCGUUAAGCAAGUUCCUUGCAGUAGUUUCCAGGUCCACAGGGUAGACACCUGGAAAACCCCAGAUAAGUUGUCAAAAUGUUCAUUUUUACUAAAUUACCCUAGGAUGGUGCCUGGCACCAUUAUAGUUGUUAUGGUGCCUGGAGUGUUGCUUUAAGAGCACAGUUAGAUGACUACAUUAUUAAAGUCUCACAGUGGAAAUAGGUAGCAGGUGCCUUCACAGAAAUAACUUGUACUAUUGAUUGUAUGCUACCUUGUAAGGGAUAUAAAGUGGCACACGUAUUCCUGUGUUUAUUAAAAGCGUGGUGAGCGGUUAUGGAAUCAAAGAUAAUGUUAAUUUCACACUCAUUCUAGACAUGUGUGCUUUAAAAAUUUAUUUGCCUGCUUUAAUCUCACAAUAUCAAAUGACACACAUGUGGUCUUAACCGGUGCCAAGAGAUAUGAAAUAUUUGAGCAGCUUUCCUAGACUUAAAGGAUCACUAUAGGGUUAGGAAUAAAAACAUGUAUUCCUGACCCUAUAGUGUUUGACCCACCAUAUGGUAGGUAAAAGAUCUCGACUAGUAAAGGAAAGCCCCCAUAAAAGCUCAGAGAAAUAGAGAAGUAGUUGUAGGUCCAAAGACUUACAUAUACUAGGAGAUCUAUUACCAAGUCCUAAAAUCGUAUAUUCAAAUAGUAGGUGUAAAUACACUAGAGGUGGGCAUUAAAAAAAAAAAAAAAAAAGGUAGUUUAAAACCGAUUAACUCUUAAAUUGAACUCUGGAACAGAAAUAAUAUUGUACACAGAGGAAUGGAUAAAAAUCAGAUCAGUUAAAAUGGAUAAAUACAAUACACUCCAAAAAAAUAGACUCUAAAAAAAUAAAAAUAAUAAAAUUACAGAAAACAUAGAAGCAUAUAACAUAGUUUUUUUAUGCUUCUAUGUUUUCGGUAACUUAUUUUUUUUUUGGGGAGUGUAUUGUAUUUAUGCAUUUUAACUGAUCUUAUAUUUAUCCAUUCCUCUGUGUACAAUAUUAUUUCUGUUCCAGAGUUCAAUUUAAGAGUUAAUUCUAUAAGCUAAUCUAUGUUCGGGAAAGUUUCCCCGAACAUAGAUUUGCAGGAUUCCAUGCCCUAGUGAACUGGUCUAUGUUUGGGGGAAUUCCCCCAAACAUAGACCUGCUUUCAAGCACACGUUUUUACUUGAAAUAAGAACUCUCCCAAAAAUAAGCUCUAGUACUUUUAUUUUUUUAUUUUUUUUUUUUUGAGGGGGGGAAAGGGGGAUUAAUAUAAAACACGGUCUUAUUUUCGGCGAAAGACGGGAUGGGUUUACUACAGGCAAUGUGUGUUUGUCUGAGAGUUAAAGAAAUGUGAUACAAAUAUACUCAAGUCUAUUUAAUCUGUCUCUUCCAGGAUCUCACCUCCUGAUUGCCCUCAGUACUAAUGAAUGCCUGUAUCUGAAUCGUAAUGCUCAAAAAGUGAGAACUCUUUCCAAAUGGAGGGGCCACUUGAUUGAAUGUAUCGGAUGGAACAGAUUUUUGGGAACGGAAACCAGCACUGGUCCCAUUCUAGUAGGAACUAAUCAAGGUCACAUAUAUGAAGCUGAUAUAGCAGCCAGUGAAGGUGGCCUUUUCGGUACAAAUCCUGACCAGUAUUUUCGACAUGUUCACACUCUUGAGGAAGAGACAGGCCCUGCCCCAGUUUCCUGUUUGGAUAUUGAUCGUGGCUAUGAAAAUCGGUACUGUGUUAUUGCAACCACUCCGAAAAGACUCUUCCAGUUUGUUCACAAAAUACCAGAGGGAACAGAGCAACAAGGGUUUGCCAUUCUGUUCAGUCAACCGGCCGACAGCCUUCCCAGCAUCCAGGAGUUUCCAGGAAACCUUGGUUAUAGUGAUCUUGCUUUCUACCAUCAGAAACUUCGCAAGUUCCCCAAUUCAUUUGCAUGGAUGAUGGGAAAUGGAGUUCUUUAUGGCAGCUUAGAGUUCUCUAGACCAGAAUCAGUGUUGAUCGAUGUACAAGUUUGGGAAUACUCCUCCAGCAGUGAGAAGCCAAUAUCUAUUGUUCUCUCUCAGUUCCACUUCCUGCUUCUUUUGCCUGAUCGGGUUAAAGCGGUUUGUAUACUGAACGGGCAGGUAGUCUUUGAAGACAUUUUUACUGAGAAAUUUGGUCCACUAAAAAGGAUGGUGAAAGACCCUGUUUUAGGGCAGAUCUGGGUUUAUACAGAGAGGGCAGUGUUUCGCUAUAACGUGAAACGAGAGUCAAGAGAUGUUUGGAAAAUGUACAUGAACAUGGAUAAAUUUCAGUUGGCCAAGGAGUUUUGCAAUGAUCGUCCUGAGUGCAUGGAUAUGGUACUAGCUAAGGAGGCAGAGUAUUGCUUUCAGAAUAAAAGAUACAAGGAAAGUGCCAAAUGUUAUGCACUUACUCAGAACUACUUUGAAGAAAUAGCCCUCAAAUUUAUUGAAGCCAAGCAAGAAACUGCACUGAUGGAGUUCCUACUAAAAAAACUCUUUAAUUUAAAGCCUUCAGAGAAGAUACAAGCAACUCUUUUGACCACAUGGUUAACAGAGCUAUACCUGAAUCAUCUUGGAAUCCUGGCAAGUGACCAAUCUGAAAAAGCCACUUAUUUAAAGGUGCGUGACGAGUUCCGGGCUUUUCUCAGCACCCAAAAAAACAAAGACAGCCUCAUAAAUAAUCGUGCCUCUAUAUAUGAACUUUUAGCCAGUCAUGGAGACACAGAGCACAUGGUGUACUUUGCCGUGUUAAUGCAAGACUAUGAAAGAGUAGUAUCACAUCACUGUCAGCAUGAUGACUAUGAGGAAGCACUUAAAGUUCUAUCAAAGCACAAAGAUGAGAAACUUUUUUACAAGUUCUCUCCAGUUCUCAUGCAGCAUAUUCCACAAUCCGUUGUAGACUCUUGGAUUGCAAUGGGUAAAAAACUGGACCCAAAAAAUCUCAUUCCAGCUCUUGUUAAUUACAGCCAGAGUGCUGGAACCCAGAUCAAUGAAGCCAUAAGAUACAUGGAGUUCUGUGUGGACGAACUCAAGGAAACAGAGCAGGCCAUUCAUAAUUACCUACUAUCUCUCUAUGCUCAAUUCAGACCUGAUUCCCUUCUUUCCUACUUAGAAAGAGCUGGAACCAACCCUAAUCGAAUUCACUAUGACCUGAAGUAUGCUUUGCGGCUAUGUGCAGAACAUGAGCACCAUCAUGCAUGUGUACAUGUUUACAAAGUUAUGGAACUUUAUGAAGAAGCUGUGGAUCUGGCAUUAAAGGUAAUGUCCAACCUUUGAGUUGGUAUUCCACCCCUUAUACACCUUGCCUACUCAUACAUUCAGGGCCUUAAUUUAUAUCUCAAAAGCUAAAGACUUACACUACUAGAGAGGGCCAACAGUUACUCACACUCAGCUGUGGUGAAUUUCUAUUUGCAAGGGCACAAUUUUCUCUCGCAAGUGGACAUCUUGAGCACUGAUGAGUUCAUGUUCAGCCUAUGGUAGCUGGUUAGUUAUAGACCACACUUGGCAAUGUGGUUAGUUAAGCAUCUUGCUAGUCCUAAUCUAAAUCUGUUAGAGUGCCUGUUUGCCAAUUCCUACAUAUUAAAUGAACAGUCCAAGCACCAUAACCACUAUAGUGGUUAUGCUGCCAAGAAUGCCCUAGUGCAGGCAUCAGCAACCUUUGGCACUCCAGAUGUUUUGGACUACACCUCCCAUGAUGCUUUGUCAGCAUUAUGGGGGAUGCAGUCCACAACAUCUGGAGUGCAGAAGGUUGCCUAUCACUGUCCUAGUGCAAAUGUUUUUAGAAGAGUUUGACUUCUUUCAUGGGGUCCAUGGGACUGAGAGCUAAAAGCCCUAUGUCUGACCUUCAUUCUGAAUUGCUUUGGAGAGCUGAUGGAAGCUACUAUGCUUCUCUGGCUGAUGAGGUGGAGAUAGGGAGAGGCACCUGACAUAAACCAAAUUCAAGCUGCCAAUAAAAUGUUUGACUAUUUGCAAAGAGAGGUCCAGAACACUGGCAUCAUAACUACAACAGUGUGCUGUUGUGGUCAUGGUGCUUAGUAUUCCUUAAAGGACCACUAUAGGCACCCAGACCACUUCAGUUCAAUGAAGUGGUCUGGAUGCCAGGUACCCCUAGUUUUAACCCUGCAGCUGAAAGCAUAGCGGUUUCAGAGAAACUAUGUUUACACUGAGGGUUAAUCCAGCCUCUAGUGGCUGUCUCACUGAAAAUCACAGUGAGAAGACCCUGGACGUCCAUAGGAAAGCAUUGAGUAAUGCUUUCCUAUGGGCGGUUUGAAUGCGUGCGCGGCGCUGACGUCGGCAGGAGGCGGAGAGGUCACCAGCACCGAGGGAGCCCGGCGCUGGAGAAAGGUAAGUGGCUGAAGGGUGGGGGGGACCUAAUUACCCUGUAGUCCCAGGAAAAAGAGUUUGUAUUCCUGGCACAGUAGUGGUCCUUUAAGUCAUACCACAGUGAUACUGUUCUCUACAAAAAAUAAAAGCAGAAUUAUGGAAGUGAAAUCUAUGGUAAUGUAGCUCUGUCAAAGUCUGUCAAAAACAAAGAUUAUGUCCAUCCACAUUCUCCCUCGCCAUUAUUAAAUAUGUUGUUAAUAAUGACCAUUGUGUGUCUUUUCCCCAUGUUCAUUUAUUGUGGGUGAAUUUAUUUAGGCAACUUAUACCACUAAUAAACAUUUUAAAAACAUUUUUGUUUUGACAUAUAAUGAAUGGUUGACAUGCAGAUCUGAGCUGAAUUCUCACUGGCACUCUCUUAGCACUGUAACCAGGACAGCUCAUUGCACUGUUUAUGGUCCAGUGAGUCUACAGGCAGGGUUAGUCCAGUCCCGAUAUCCAGGUUGGUUUCAUGUAAAGCCAGAGAACACCCAAAGACUUGUAGUGCUAGAACCAUGACACGGAACUGCAAUAGGUAUGUGUUACGGUAUUUACCUGGUCCUCCUGCUGGCAGGGGUCCUCUGAUCGAGCCACACACGGUUCAAGCAUUCCUGCCUUCAGGCAAGCCACGUGCGUCUUGGAAGUGGGGGCCUAACCUUGCGGUCGGCUCCCAUUGACCCACGUCAUUCCGACACUCCCAUUCACGCACGUUUUGGGGUGCAGCCAUGACAUGGACCAAUCAAAUAAAAAAUAAAGGUAUUUGAACUUACCUGGCCCUAGAAUCUGUGCCCUAUUGUGGUUUCUGUUCCCAGUAGUACCCUUUAGUGCGUUCCUUGUAAUUAGUAUUGUAUUCUGGUAUUGACCUUGGCUUUGUUUCCUGACUCUGAGUUUCUCUUUUACCCUUGCCUGUCUUGUUUCUUCUUCUGAUUAUUACUUUGUACCUGACUUUGGCUAGUUCUCGUUUUCACUGUCACUCCGUUACCUUGACCUUGGCUCGUACUUCGACUACGCCUUUCUCUGUCUAACAUUAAGUCCGGCCACUCUAAGGCCCGGUAAGACGUUUAUAUUUCAUUUGUUUGUUCCUUGCUAUCCUAAACUCUGCGUGUUUGGGUUAAUACUCCGUGACAGUAUGGUGGUUUGAGUGCCCCUUUAAUAGUGUAUUUUGUCAAUAGGUUGUCGUCUUUAUAUAAAUAUUUUAUCAGAAUUCUCAAAAUGCGGAUUGGCUAAAGCUAUUAUUUAAGAUGUAAUAUAAGAAAUCUGAAUUUUUAUUACAUUUUUAAAAAUUCCACUAGAGACCAUAGUAGUUAUGGUGCUAGUAGGUUAUUGGUGCCAUUCUUUAAUUCUGGGUCAAAAUGUUUUCUAACAGUUUGAUGCAAACUGAGGGUCCCUUAAGCAGACCCCUGCUCCCUAAAUUGCUUUAUUUCUAAUGUGGAAAUCACACUUUCAAAGUGGACCAAACUGACAUUAGAAAGUGUGACUUCUAGAUUAGAAAUAAAGAUAGUAGAACAUGUAGGGAAGGUCUGUUUAAGUCAAACUGUUUGAAAACCUUUUUACUCCGAGUCAGAAGACUGUUUUAAAAGCCAGCCAACUUUUGACACAGAACUAGGAGACAGUGCCAGUAGCUAGUAGUAAUGGUGCUCUGGGUUUUGUUAUAUUUUGCAAGUGUGUGUGUGUUCCAAUUGUGUUUUAAUGCAAUGAUUAAUUUUAUGAUUUUAUUUUCUCAUUGCAAACUACUUAGGUGAAUGUGGAUCUGGCAAAGUCCUGUGCAGAUUUACCAGGAGAUGAUGAGGAGCUAAAGAAGAAACUUUGGCUGAAAAUUGCUCGUCAUGUGGUGCAGGAAGAAAAAGAUGUGAAAAAAGCCAUGGUCUGCCUGUCUAGCUGUAAUCUUCUUAAAAUUGAGGACAUACUGCCCUUUUUCCCUGACUUUGUGACCAUUGACCAUUUCAAAGAAGCCAUCUGCAGCUCGCUUGAAGACUAUAAUCAGCACAUUGAGGAGUUGAAGAGGGAGAUGGAAGAUGCUACUCUUAGUGCCAAGCGUAUCCGGGAAGAUAUGCAGGAGAUGAGAAACAAGUAUGGAUCAGUGGAUCCACAAGACAAAUGCACAGUAUGUGACUUUCCAUUACUGAAUCGGCCCUUCUACCUGUUCCUCUGUGGACACAUGUUCCACUAUGACUGUCUUAUGCAGGUUGUUGUGCCCAACCUACCAACUUACAAACAAAUUAAGCUGGAAGACCUUCAAAAAAAGCUUGGAGCUGCAGCUCAGCCAUCAAAAAGUCGCUCCCACACAAAAGAUGAUGAUAAUGUAAGCCUAGGCAAGAGUUCACAAUCUCGUGAGCAAAUUAAGGCAGACAUUGAUGACAUUGUGGCAGCUGAAUGUGCCUACUGUGGUGACCUCAUGAUUCGGUCUAUUGACAAACCUUUCAUAGACCCACAAAAAUAUAAGGAAGAAAUGUUAAGCUGGAUGUAGGGAUGAAAUAUUCCACCGCUGGCUAAACUUUUUAAAAUGAUAGAUCGUGAUGGAACACAAACACCUGCUAUAUGAAAAGUAAUGAAUGUGGAUUUGUGAAAUAUACUUAAAGAGCAGUAUCACAUCUGUAAAGUUUCUCAAAAAAAAACCAAUCCAUGUAGUGAUUUCACUUAUUGGUGGUUAUGUUUUCUGAAUAUGAUCUAGCACGGGUGCCAGGAGUAUAAUGUUUGUUUUUUGUUUUCUUCUGUUUAAAAGUUUAGAUGGAUUCAUUUUACAGCCUUGUUACAAAUUACACAAGCCCUGGUAAAAAAAAAUGGUCAGCAUGGCACUUACUCUAAUGCAAAUGUUUUUGUUUUUUUUUGUUUGUUUUUGUUUAAAGGAGCAAACAACUGUGUAUGUAAGAUGUUGCAUGUGUUGUGUUCCAGCUGUGAAAAACUUAUUUCAAACUAUUUUUGGCAAAGGAGUUUACAAGGUAAUGUGGUGGCAAAAUAAUUAGGAGAUAUUUUUUUUCUUUUCUUUUUAAAUGAAAAUACUUUUCAGAUACGUAUUCUUAAGGGAGAUGUCCUAAGGCUGUUAGUGAAGACUAAAUGUUAUUUGCCGCCACACAUUAGCUCGUGCAGCAGUUUGUGUUUUACAAAAUUGUUUGUUGCUUGCUUUAUCAAUGUUAUUCAAUGGAGGGCUUACUUUUGGUCAGUGGGUGAGUGAAUCCAUAGAGUGCAGCGUUUGUGUGAAUGUAGGGUUCUGUUUGUGGUCCCUUUACCGUUUUCUUCUCAUUAGUUAUUUUUCUAUUCUUUGAUGUCUGCACCAGUUCCGCACUAUAGUAUUUCUCCUGUUUCUCCCUCCCUUCCUCUUUAUUACUUUUAUCACAAUAUCAUUUUUCUUAACACAAUGUGACUUACUUCAAACACCAUGACCACUUCAGUGAGUGGAAGUGGUUAUAGAGCCUAGAAUCUGUAUGUUCAGCGUUUCUCUUUAAAAACAACUCUCAGCCAAGGAAGAGGUAGCAUAAGUCUGCAUGAGAGGAGAUCUUGUGCUUGGUAGGACCACAUUGUAAUACGGUUUCCCCCUUUACCAGGGAGCGUUGCUAGGGUAUUCUAACCACUGCAGUGAUGGUUGGAGGAACUCUUCAAAUCCAUUAUUGGUGUAGAUGGCUCAAGUUACACAUUGGGUUAAAUGGGUUCUCUUUACAGUACCAGGAUCAUCAUUUUUUUUUUUCUCCAAUGCAUUUUAAAGAUAAUGCAUUAAAAAUAUGCAUAAAAAAUCUGAACCCAAAUAAUAGUUAUGUGUAAAACACAAAAUCUUACAUAACUGACCUCCAGGCCAUAGCUUGGCUACUCAAGAACCUCAGAUUUUAGUCUAUAGAAUCCAAACCGUUGAUCAUGUUUAAUGAAGCCAAACAAGGUGUAACAUACGUGAGGAAGGGUAGCAGUAGCACAUUUUUAUUUAUUUUUUUUAUUUUUUUUAACUACUACAUAAGAAAGCUGUUAUUUGAACUACACGUCCCAGCAACCUUUGUGCUCCAAGACAUACAACUGUGUUAUUGGAGACUACAGGUUAGGAGGGAGGGGCACAAAGGGAGAUUUUGACAUACAGUACCAUACCAACAAACAGAAGGAACUGAGGAUGCUGGGUAAAUAUGCAGCAUUCUACAAAACAUUUUUGUAUUUAGUUUGCAAACACUAUACAAAAAUGGGAAUGUAAACGGUGUAGGCAAUAAAGGCUAACAGUUGUGAAGUUUUCCUUUUAAGGGAAGGUGUAAAGCACUAGAGAAAAGUAUUUUAAUCUUUUACUAAGAUUAUAACACUUUUUUUUUUUUUUUUAACUUAUUCAGGAUCUUUGUCUGUUCUAUAUAUGUAUGGGAGAGUUUCACUACAACUUUAAAAAUGGGGAUAAGAAAUACUUUUGCAAUCACCGUGCAUUUUUUGGAAACUAAUGAAGUAAUGUAAAAUAAACUGUAAUGCCGUAAUUCUUUAUUGAACUAAAUUGGAUCUUUGAAUAUUCUCUUGUAGGCAUUGUUUUAGGUGUUUGUAGAAACAAAAACAAAAAAUAUGUAUUAAGGUGAUUGAUUGCAAGAAACCUAGAAACUGUGUGUUAAAGGGGUCUAAAUGAGUAAGAUGCCAUAGUAAAGAACUCUGGUCCUGUGGUAAGAGCUGAGCCUCCUCCGCUGCACAGAGUGAUGUAUGAGACCUCUGUACUCAAACAUUCUUAUAUUCCAAAGAGGAGCAUUGCACAUUAUCAGGUUGUAUCUACUGGUUUGUUCUCCAUGUCAGCCCUACAACGUGUCACAGUUCAACCCAAAGGUUUUAUUGAUUAAGAAAAUUUGAAAGGAGACUAAAGGAUACCAAUGUGAACAAAUUUCCUUGACUAGGCAAAUAUGUUUGCAGUGGAUGGAUUAUAAACAGAGCUACUAUUGGGAAAUUGGUCCUCCUCACUUGCCUGGGAUAUAUAAUUGUACCCCUUAAUACUCUUUCAUGCUGCUGUGGUCAUUUAUGGAGUAUCACUGGUACACCCCCCUCCCCCCCCUGUACAGCUUUAAAGAGUACAAGCAUCAUAACUUCUAUAGUUUAGGGUAGUGGUUAUAAUGACUGUACUACCUGGGCCCUGUUCUCCCCAUCUUACCUGGUUUCCUUUUAAGGCUGGGUAGGAUGUGCAUCUGGCUUCUGCAGAGCCAGAUACCAAUCCUGACUGUCAUUCUUUGUCUGAGAGCAUCUGAUGACCACUUUCAGCCAAUGAUUGCAUUUACCUGCAUAGAUAUAUUUACAGAAAUGACAUUAGUCCAGUGAUGACACCCCAGUGAUGCUGUCAGAGUUUGAGUAAUCUCCAUAUCUGUGUUUUAUAGUGAAACCUUGCACAUACAGGCACCAUUACCACUUCAAUUCACAGAAAUGUUCAGGGUGCUUAGAGUAACCCUUUAAACAGGCUGCUGCUGCUCUGACGACUCAAAUUAGAUUUGAUCUAUUCACCUUAAUAUUAUGUUAUUUAUAUAGCGCCAACAAAUUCCGCAGCGCUUUACAGUGGGUGGACGAACAAACAUGUAGUUGUAACCAGACAAGUUGGACACACAGGAACAGAGGGUUUGAAGGCCCUGCUCAAUGAGCUUACAUGCUAGAGGGAGUGGGGUAAAGUGACACAAAAGGUAAGGAUAGUAUUAGACUUAUGACAGUUGCAAGAGAGGAAUCAGUCGGGAGCUAUUAACAGUUUAAUUGAUACGCUUUUAUGAAGAAUGCAGACUACUUGACAUAAGAAGUAACCAUUAGCAUGGCCACAAAACAGCGCAUACAAUAGGGAAAAUAGCUGGAGCAAAAUGGCCUUCCCUUUAUCCUGGGUGAUGCAUGGACAUUUUUCAAUACUUGCUGUGAGACUAGCCUAGCAGAGUUGCGUUUUAAAUAUGUAUUUACAAUUUAAAAAAAAUCCACUUAAGUUCUUUAAUUUAAAGGAACACUAAGCUCCAGCACCACAAGAGCGUAAUCUAGUGGUUUUGGUGUAAAGAGCCUGUCUCUGAUUUGUAAACUCUGUUUCCUCUGUAAAAACUCAGUGUUUAUAUUUCUUCUUAAGGACACCUAUAGUGGCCGUCAGCCAGCCAGCCAGCCACUAGAGGAGCUUCAUCACUGUCCUAUCCAUGUAGGAUCGACAUUCAGCAUCUUAACGCUCUGCAUGAAGAUGCCAACCUCUCCCCUAAAGCUGCAUUGGCAUGAUGCAUCUCGUAAAGGAGAUGCAGAAUGGGCUCACAAUGCUUCUCAAUGAAGAAGCAUUGGCUUGAAUGAGAUCAUGCAUGGGAUAAAAAAAAGACGUAAAGCCACUUUGUUACUCUUACUUUGCAGUACAAUGUUUUGUGCAUCCAAGACAUACUUGCAAACGAGAGAAAUCUCAAUGUAUCCAUCCUGGUAAAAUAUUUGAUAAAUACAUUUCUAACAAUAGCUUCCCUUUAAGAGGAGCAGUCUGAUGUAUUGUUGGCUACUUUUAUAAGGCACUGUUUGUAUGUUAAACAAAGCAGAUUAUUUCUGAGCGGACUAUAAAUUAAAUAAAACUAUUUACA
Messenger RNA from Pelobates cultripes (western spadefoot toad), 14650 nucleotides. NCBI's taxonomy places the organism in Eukaryota, Metazoa, Chordata, Amphibia, Anura, Pelobatidae. The record is from the annotation of a GenBank genome assembly.